Messenger RNA from Plodia interpunctella (Indianmeal moth), 10658 nucleotides. RefSeq names its product Suppressor of Triplolethal (gene Su(Tpl)). Gene Ontology annotation, molecular function: cis-regulatory region sequence-specific DNA binding. Lineage: Eukaryota; Metazoa; Arthropoda; Insecta; Lepidoptera; Pyralidae. The record is from RefSeq and is a predicted model, not a curated record. Gene Ontology annotation, biological process: positive regulation of transcription elongation by RNA polymerase II; transcription elongation by RNA polymerase II; snRNA transcription by RNA polymerase II. The transcript is spliced from 15 exons. Gene Ontology annotation, cellular component: transcription elongation factor complex. The coding region runs from base 249 to 2072 and encodes 607 amino acids.
UUGCGCAUGACAGUCAGUGCGGCCUUGCGGGCGGACCAUAGGGGCGGACUGAAGAGUGGUGCCAACAAAGGCCGAGUCGAUGGGGUUACAAAAAGAUUAAUUUGGAGUUCUAAAACCCAUUUGUUGUUGUAAAUAGAAUUUUAUAUAGGUUGUGAAUCUGUGAUUACGGUUAAGAAUGUGUGAAUGAUAUGAAUCGUGACGGCUAGCAAAGGAGUCAGCUGGUCAACAGUGCGAAUAGUGAAUAAGAAAUGGCGGCCUUGCCAGCAGGUGUUCAGUAUGGGUUAUCAUCUGAGUCUACUUAUAAAGAAAACAAGGAACUAGUGUUUGUGAAAUUAACGGAUUCAGCACUGAAAGCUAUAGAAGACUUCAUAAAAAAUAAUAAGGGCAAAUUGGGUAAACCUACAAUACAGUUCCUACCCGGAAAUGAAGGGAAAAUCUCAAUUCCGGCAUCCAAUGGCAAUGGCCCAUCGGGUGAGACUACUUUCCACUUCAGUGUCAAUAGUAAUGCAGAAAUGGAGGGUCCACAGGGUUCGUUCGAGUGCGUCAGAGGUGGCGGCCCCAGGCGUUUGGAGUCGUGCGGGCCGCUGCCGAGGAGGAUGCGGGUCCAGGCUAAUGAUGACUCGUAUGAGGCGACCAAGGACCGAAUGGCGAGGACCGUCGCCGCGGAGCAGAGUAAAUGCACCCGCGUGAUAAAGCCGAACCAGACGGACAUCGGGCGGCGUGUCAAGGUGCGGUCGGCGCUGUACUCAACGGGCCCCGCGCCGCACGCCGAGCCCCGAGACAGGCCCGAGCGGAUAGACAGGCCCGAGCGCUCGGAACGAGUAGAUAGGGAAAGGAUCGACAGGCUGGAAAGGCCGGAGCGGGCGGCGGCGCCCCCCGCGCCCCGGCCGCAGCCUCAGUUGCCGCAACUGCAGCCGCAACUGCAACCGCAACAGCAGCCGCAUCCGCUGCAGCAUCUGCAGCAGCGGCAGCCGCCUUCUAACCCGGAUCUCACUAAACGGUCCAUAAAAGAAAGAGUAAUACAAUUACUAGCAUUGAAACCUUACAAGAAGCCAGAAUUGUAUGCGAGGCUCAAUAGUGAGGGUAUUAAGGAGAGGGAAAGGGGUCUGGUUAGCAAGAUCCUGCCUCAAAUAAGCACGCUUAAGGACAACUGUUAUCAUUUACGUAGGCACAUAUGGAAUGACGUCAAUGAAGAUUGGCCGUUCUAUACAGAGGAAGAGAAACGCACGCUCAAGAGGCGGAAACCUCAAAAUCUAACGCCACCGUUAAGCAGCGACUCUGCGCACUCGCUGUCGCCGCGCGCGUCGCCGGGCGGCAAGCGGGCGGCGGCGGGCGCGGACGAGCUGCCGGCCAAGAAGCAGCGCAUCUCGCACUACCGCCGGCCCUCGCCGCCCUCCUCGGGCUACGCCACCACCUCCUCCGGCGAGCGCCACGCCUCCGACAAUGAGGACGACCGGACCACAGUGAAAAAGGACAAUGGCUACACGCUCAACUUUACUACUGUGAAGGAAAUCUGCGCCAGUCCUGUUAAAGCGAACGGUUUUAGAAAUAGUCCCCCAGUAGAGCAAACUAAUAUCACAGUUAAAGACAUCACAAAUACUGAACCUUUAGAAAAUACAGAAUUAACGUCUGCGCCCGAUGACAAAAUGACUGAAUUAGAUGACAUUGAAAGGCGAUACCCCCCAAUCACGAGCUCGAGUACGCGGCGUGCGUACAAGAACGAGUUCGCAACGCUGUACAAGGAGUACCGCGCGCUGUACGAGCGCGUGGCGCAGGUGGCCGCGCUGUUCACGCGUCUCGAGCAGCAGCUGCGGCGCGCGCAGCCGCACUCUCCCGACCAACAGAACAUAGAGCAGCGCAUCCAAGACGAGUACAGAAGGAUCAGCAACGACAACGCUUACCAGCAGCAGCGGCGGCGAGUCGACUUUCUGACGCGGAAGCUGAAUCACAUCAAACAGAUGGUGCAGCAGUACGAUAAUCUGUCUGUAACGCAUAUAAAGGACUACAAAAAUAUGCCACGCACGCUGAAGCCGUCGCGCGUGUCGCCGGCGCGCACGACGCAGGCGUACUGACACACGGGGCGCCGCCCGCCCGCCCGCGGCCCGUGACGUCUCACGUCUCAUCCGCUCUACUGUGCUCCGGUUCGUGACACUUUGAAAAGUAUUCAUGUAUUGGCGCGGCAGCUUCCUCCCGUUUUCUAGUAUACUUGUAGUCCGAUAAAUCGGACCGUAACGCCCUCAUUUUUCGAGCCAGAAUGGUAAACCAGUGUUAGUGUAACGAGCUUAGGCCUUAGUACGCGAUUGCAAUUCACUUUCCGCUUUCGAAUCUUUUUGCAACGGAAAGCAAACGAUCACAGUAUGGUAUUCGAACGCGACGACAAAAAUACCGCAAUGUGAUCGGUCGGCUGCAUCUCGCUGCGAAAAGAUUCGAUAGUGAAAUGUGAAUUGAAGCCCGCACUACGACCUAUGUCGCGGCCUUCUCGAGAAAACUAGUUUUUAUGUACUCUUUAUAAAAAUUACAAGCUCGCCAACCCAACACUAAUUUACGAUCCUGACUAGAAUCUGUCGGGACAAUGUUCAAAAUUACAUAAUUGAAUAAGGAUUCUAACAAUAUUUCGAUAUAAUAUUAACGCCCGAAAUCAGGCAUUUUUUAUACAGACUAUUAAAUUAGCAAGUUAGUACUUUUAUACAAAAAGUUGUUUAUCUAAGCACUAACUUACUAGCUUUAGAGGUUAGAAGGGUAAUCGCUCAAUUGGCUUCCUGACGUUUUAUUUAUUUAUAUAUCAGUGGUAUAUUAUCGUCUAGUCACAGAAGUCGAAUUUUGCAACGAUAGCCCAAAUAUUGGUUUAAGCCUAACUUCGCCGACAAAAGUUGUUUAUGCUGUGUUUUAGCCUUUCUAACCUCUUCUGUAUUCUGUAGUCUUCCAUUAACUAUAGAACUAUAACUGUUCUAUAUUUGAUGGUAGUCUGUAGCUGUCUCUUUCUGUCGCAGAAAUGUAACUCGGUAUGAGAUGAUCGGCUGCAUUUCUGUGCAAAAACUGUCUGAAACACAAGUUUAAAUUCCGCCAAUAUUGUCCAAACUAAAAUACGGACAGAUGAAUUUGCAAAAUUGGCCCCCUGUAGUUUAUAUAUUUUUUAAAGCCCGUAUUUUAAAAGUUAAGAUAGAAAGCCUUCCGAGGGUUGCGACGACGAAGCCUAUAUAAAAGUUUUAUUAUCGCAUCGACCGCGACCCACGGAAGGCAACCAAUUUUAAAAAGAAUUACACAUUGUUUACGAUGUCGCUGUAUGUUGAAAAAAAACAGUGCCAGACUCGAUGUGACAUUCGUUUUAAAUAUGCUUAAGCGACUCAAGCGUAUGUACAAGUGGUAUCGAACCAGCGUAGGGAAUCCUUUUCAAACUGCCUUCUCGUAUGCCUUUCAAACAGAGAUUUAUAUUUAUCUUAAGGAUCUAUAAAGGCUGUGUAAAGCGGCUCUGACCAUUUUGACGUUUGUUUUUGCUGCUUUAGGGAUUCCCCGCACUUAUCGACGUGGAAUCAGAUUUUGCUGGUCAGAAAAAGCCUUUAUGUCUAUGGCAAUAGUGUGUCGCUAAUACCAUUCGGAUUGAUGAGAGUCGAUGCAAACGGUAUUCAGUAUCUUCCCUAAUCCAUAGGCCAGAAAGUUUAUUCUGGCCAAUGAAAGCAGAUUCCGCGUCGAUAACUGUGGGAACUCCCCGAUUCUAGCUUGUAAUAUCUCCCGAAUAGUGACAGAAUGCAAUAUAUUGGCCUUUUGUAAGAACAUUUCUGUUAAGAAACGCUAGGUUAUAAUAUAGGUUUAUAUGGUGUCUGUACGCGGCACAUUGUCAUUUGUCUCGUUACGACGUCACGUUAUUUCUAUACUUUAUUCAUAUGAACAGCAAGAAACAAUUAUCAUGUAUCUACUGUUUUUGCUGCUAUCCACAGUACGACAAUUUCUCUCAGUAAAUCCUUCCUACGGAUAAAAUAAUUUUUUUUUAGAUGUGGAAAAUCCCUCGUCUCAUUCAGCCAUAACCACAUGCAACGAUUUUUGUGAUUGGUAGAAUUUGGUUCUAAAAAAACAUUUUUUAUGUCGAAAUGGGUAUUAUCAAUUUUGCUCCUGCCCUCAACAACAGUACGAUCUACCUAAAAGCAGUAGUAAACUGGUUUUUAACAAAUCACAUUUUUGUCCUCAUUCGUUGUCUACUCAUAAGACUGACUGUAAAGCUUUUAAUGUAACACAGAAUGUACAGUCUGUCUGUAAAGUAUAGGAAAUAAAUGAGGGCGCUGUGUCCUCUUGGGCUAGCAACACUGGGUGUUUAUCAACCAAUCCUGACAGCAAAAAAUGUACUUGGUUAAAAAUCAGUUUUCUAGUCUUUAUAUGCAGACUCGUAUAUUGUUUAAAAUUAUGCCAACAUUAUAAAUAUGUUAAAAAUCUCUCAAUUUUAUUAAUGAUGUGACGGUUUCGUGACGUUGUCAGUGAUGUUACGAUGUGUCACCGGCGUGGCGCUGUCCAUCGGCAGUUAGGAUAUGACAAACAUUUGGCUGCACACAAAUAUGAUUGAAUCCACGCCUAUUUCGAGCGAGGACGUCUAUUUAUACCUAGCAAUCGUUUCGAUACUUACCUUACCCUCAUUUCUAAAUAUAAAUUAGUGUUUCUAAAUAGAAUUGUAGGUAAAGAAAUACUUAUUGAUAUGAUGCCGAUGCCAGUUAUACACUAUCGGCGAACUCUGACACAUUGCUGUUCCAAAUUCGAAGAUUUAAUUUUUAAUUAUUAUUUUAAUGUUAUUAAAAAGAAAUGCAGAGAUAACUAAAAUGAUCUUACAAUAAAAAUCAAAAAUACGCACGUGACGUAUCUUGUUGAAAACUCCAAAAACCCCUUUUCUCUCUGUAUCACCUAUUGGUUGACUGGUACAAAAAGCUUCAGGCUUUAAUACCGCCUGUUACUUGCUUUUGUAAUAAAUGUAUAAAACGCUGCCUACAUUGCUUAGUACGUAAAUUCGCCGAUAAUGUAUGACGUUUGGUGAGGUUUGGCAAUUAACUUGAAAUAGGCGUUAUUUUUGUGUAGUUGGUGUUUGUAUGUUCAGUUCUGCCAGUUUGGCGAAGCGAGCGCUAUUCAGAUAAUAACUUCAUCCUUCAUUUAGAACUAAUUUAUCGCGUUCUUCCGUUAUUGUAUUUUGUUAACAUUAUAAAUCUGAGUUACAGGGUAUACUUACCGCCCUGCACCUACUUACCCCUUGUAUAAAAGUUAUAAUUUCUAUCGCCAUAGUGAUUUCGUGCACAAUGGCCUCAAGCCACUAAUUUAGUCUGGUUCAUUUUAAAUGUAAAUAAAAAUUAAAUUAUAAAAUAGUCCAAUAGUAGGUUCGUCCACGUUUUAUUCCAUUCGAAAAGUAAUGCCGUCUCGUGUUAUUGUUAUCCAUAGAUUGCUUAUAUUCACAGCUGAAUUCAAUUUUACUCUUUUAUCGAAUCCAUUAACAGUUAAGUAUAAAGAAUCAAUUCGUAACAUUUCUCAAAAGUCAAUUUACAGGGUUAUUUAAAUGCAUUAAUAUCGCCCCUUUUGUGUCAUGAUGUAAGUAAACCCGAACAUCGUCCUUUUUGCUUAUAUAAAAAUCCAUCCAUAUUUUAAAUGUUGGACGUUCAUUUAAUUUUAUAUCUUGCCCAGCUUGCAUGUUGUAUAUAGUAGUAUCUUAUAGAAAAGAAGAUUUAUUACAUUCUUGUUAAAUUUUGUUUUGGGUAGUGUAAUAUUUUAAUUAUUUCUCAAAAAAAAAAUAAAAAUAAUUUAAUUAUUUAUUCCGUAAUUUGGCUAUGUCGUGUGUAAUUGCCUUAAAUCUUUGUAAAUAUCUUAAAGGUUUAUGAAUUUGAGUGUCACAAAAUGUUGAUCCCCAGACUAAGUGUCUGUUGUUAGUGUUAGAAAGUAAAUAAACUCCUACACGCUUUAAUCAAAGAGUAUAGUGAUGAUGUCCUUUGGGCGUAGAACCAAGCGUGUAGACACGGCGAUCGCACGACCAGCCGCGUGCCUCAUACAUUACGCCAAUUAAAUUAUUAUAUUUUAUAUUCGAAAACGCCAAUUAAAAUAUUAUUGAGUGUUAGCAACAACCGGCCAGAAUUAAACAUCCACUAGAAGUAAGAACAUAUAUUGCUCUUCUUCAGAAUACCCUCCAAAACACAAUAAUUUUAAAUUAUUCUUUUAUUUACAUUCGGGCCAUAACAUUGCAAUUUUAUCUAACCAUUUCUAUAUUAUUGCGUAUGCACAAGCUUAAUCUUUUAAAAGUAUUUUGCCACAUGUUAUUUUUAUUAAUAAGCAUAAAAUAUUAAUUCACAUGAAUAUUAGAAUCUUAUGUUGAAAAUAGCAUAAUACACCUAACAUAAUAAAUAAAUUAAAACUUAUCUAUUGGGAAAGAAUCGUAUUAUAGGCUUGAAAAUAUUUUUUUUUAUUGCACUCGGUGACCAAAAUAUGUUUUUAACAACACAAGCAUUUAACAAAUGUCCCUAGAUCCUUCGUCCUUGGCCCAAUGUGUGGAAAGCCGUCUUGUGUAUUUGUCCUGUUAAUAACGUCCAUAUAUUUGAAAUGGUUUAGCGUUAAGUAAUAUUGAUUUUUAAAUCUUGAAAGCUAAAGUCAUAAUGCAAGUCCAGUUUGUCCUAUUGCAAUUAUGAGCGUCGAUUUCGAAAGGCGGUAACGUCUUUGAAAAUUACAUAAAGUAUUCAUUUGUCAUUCAUACAUAAUUAUAAUAUUUCUUUGUUAUUGAAUACGUAUAUUAAGCCUGUAGAAACCGACAUUUGUAUAGACCUACAAAUCCUGUUAUUUUUGUCAAUUAAUGUGUCAAAUGACGCUGCUUAUUUAUUUUCAUUAUAAUGGUCAAUUGUUUUUAUGUAUGGAAAGAAGCGAAGAAAUUUUUCAUUAAUGAAAUAAUAUAUACUUACAUAAUAUGUAUGUAAAGUUAUUUGGUCAAUUCAAUAGUAAGUGUCCUUUUGUUGCUCAUGAAUUAUGUGGUUAUAUCUCUUUCUACUCAUUAUAAUGCUCAAUGUUGUGUCAUGAUAUUAGAUAAUUAAAUUUCGCUAUUUAUUUGAUUGUCAUCGCGAUGUAGCAUACUUACUCAUUUACAUAAUAAUAAAUUAACUGAAACACGAGAACUUAUAUAAGUAUAUAUGCACAACGAAUUCGAACUUUCCAAUGUAAAUGUUAACGAUUGUCAUAAUUACUUUGACUUGUUAUCAUUUAUUGCGAAAUAUAAAUAAGCAUAUAUGUAUUAUACUUAUGUUACCUUUUCUAAAAAGAUUUUUGCUUGUCACAUAUCUUAUUCAUAUCUCAACUUUCUGCUAUCACAUUUCUUAAAUCAUUUAAUAGGAUCAAACAGUUAAAAUGUUAUUGUUACCACUAGUAUAAGGACAUUCAAUUGUUUUAAUGUAAUAUUUAGUAACAAUUUGUAUGUUACUGAUUUAUAGGUGAUUGUUUUCUAUGAAGGAGAUAUUCAUUUCUUAUGUUAUAUUAUCUGGAGUUGUUAACAAAGUGGGAUAUUGUGAAUGAUGCAUUCCAUUUGUCAGAGACGUUGAUUUUGCACUGUUCAUCGGCGCACUUAUUACGUGGAUAGUGUAAGAAAAUAUUAAAUAUAUUUUUACAGACAAAUCCUUAUGUAGGGGGGAAUGGUCUAUAUAUGCACCGUCGUGUCCGAAGCAACUCUUUACAUGCAAAGCUCCAACAAGACAGCGUACAUGGAUCCAUAUAUUUACAAUUUCCUGGUGCAAAAAAAUGAGCCAAUUCAACAGAUCUAAAAUGGUAUCACGAUGUACUGUCACAAAGGGAGUAAUCCACAUAUCUCAACUUACCUAUCGCUGAUAUAAGGACUCUAGGAUUUCUCCCGAAUUAUCGCCUUCGGUUGCAAUAUAUAUGGGACCAUCUGUUCCUGUCUAUUGACACACAGGUAUAUUAUAAGUUAAGAAUAUUUUUCAUUUAUCGUUACCAAUAGGGAAUAAUUAACGGUUUCUUUGAUUGAUCAAGUGUUCUGAGUUGUUCAUAUAUAGGUAUAUGAAUUGUUCAUAUAUGUGACUUAUUUUCAGAAUUUUUAUUAAUAAUAAUAGCUAUUAUUAACAAUUCUAACAAUAAGUAAGCUAAAGAGCUAAAUGUGGCUUUCCGAGUAUUGCAACUCGUGGAUGCAAGGCGUGACAGACACUGUAUGUUAAUUACUUGGUUUUUUUCGGGUCCUGACAGUUAUGGGUUAGUUCAAAUAUUACACGAUUGAAUCCAUAUAUGAAAUGGGUUCCAACUGGUUUUAAACGAGAUUCUGGUUUAAAUCCGGGUGAUUACACAUCACUAAUCAAAAUUGUGUAAUUAAAUGGGUUUAGUUAUCUGAAACAAAUUAAUGUUAUUUAUUUUAAAAUUAUAUUGUAAAAAGUAAUUUAAGAGCACCUAAUUAAUCAUUAAAGAACACAUCCCCGUUGGUAGCGACAAAUGAAAAAAUCUAACUAUCUGCAGUAGAAGGUUGCAAUGUAUGUACCAUUGCUAUAGCAAUCAGUGACGAUAAUUUAAAAAUCCAAGUGUGUCCAAAAACACAGUGGGAAUAGGUCAGUACGGAUAUGUGGAGAAAAUGUCAAACGUUGCUCGAUUGUUACCGAUGAAGUCAUUAGGGUGUUUGGACAGAAAUAUUUGUAUUUUGUCAUGUUUAUACAAAGGAAAUAUAUCUCAAUAAAAUAUCAUAGUCCAUUGUACAGAAUGCAUAUUUAGAAUCUAGUGACAUCAUCUUUUCUUAAACCCUAGUUAGUGAUAUAUUAGGUGUACUAAUUCCCAAACAUUAUCGUUCUUUGUGUCAUGACAAACUCGCCACUGACCUUGUAUAUAUGUUAUGUUUGCAACUCAUGUGGAUAUCAGCCUGGUUGUUUUAACCCCAUAUUUUAAUAAUAACAAUGAAUUUGGCCUAUUUUAUUUGAAACAAACAAGAUGUUAAGAAUUUGUGUGGCAACUUUGUCAUGUACAAAUAUGUUAUAUUACUUAACAUAGCUGAUAUUAUAACGGCUUAAGGCGGGCGUACAUGAUUAUUACCUUAUUUUAAUUGUUAGAUAAUAGAUAUAGAUUUCAGUUUAUGUUCUGAUCAAAUGUUAUUGUAAAUUGCUGUACAGUAAAAGAGUGAAGGCCGCGCUGCGCGACCGGUCUCGGCAUCGUUUUACCAAGACUGUCGAUUCACCGAACAAUUGAAUAUCAUGUAUUAUAUCAAUGUAAAUAGAGUACGAAUUAGACAUUUAGACAUUUUAAGGGAUGUAAUCGUAGUUUAUUAUUGUUUGUAUUUUUCUUUUUUUAAGAAAGGGAAUAUAAAUUGAAUGGGGUACGUUGAGUAUCGAUGCGGGGCGGUCGCGCGGCCGGGGACUCCGCUAUGAAACAAUACUGCGAUAUUCCUAGUGCCCCUCGAAAUAUCAGUGCAUUAUGAGUCAAGAUGAAUACACGAUGCGGUAGUGUUAUAUAAGUAUAGAUGCGUUAUACGAGCUCGAGUCGGGUGCAUUAGCGGCCUGUCCGAGCAAACGACGACUAGCUAUGAAUUUCUGACAUCGGCUCACGUUAAUUAGCUUUUAAAUAUUUCAUCAAAAUAUAAAAUACACAAAAAAAAUGGAUAUAAAUUUCUCGACCAAGUACUGGUUGUUAUUAAAUUAUUAAAAUGUAAAAAAAAAUUAGAUUAUAAACAAAGUAUAGGUACAAUUUAUGAAUUAUACUUUUCUUUUCGGCAUUUCAUGUGACAGUGUAAAGGAUCUAGCUUCUUACUAUAUGGAAACUCGUUUUCAAUGUUCUUUUUGUGAACACGAAGCACGUUAGUUGAAGUUAAAUAGCCUUACACGGUAUCAAAUAAAAUCUAGUUAAUAUAUUUUUGUGAUUUCUUUUGCUCAUGUCCUCUUUCAUUGCUUUAUAUUUUUUUGUCAUCUGUCAAUGUAUACCGUAGUAUGAUUUUGUUAAGGCAGGGUAAUGCAGACAUUAGAAGAGGUACUUUUUAAUUUUGAAUUAAUUGAUUUAUUUGUUUGUUUGAAUGUUUAAAUUGAGUUGAAUUUAUCCAUUCAAUGGAAUAUUUGUAAUAUUAGAGAGGCGCCAGUUUGUUGUUUUUUUUUAAGUCAAUUGGAAUUUGGAAUAUAAUGAGGCAGCAGAUUAUUAUUAGUUGAUAUGACUGUCAAGUUACCACAGAACACAGUAGUCAAAGGAAGGCUCUCUUUGGUUGCCCUUUAUCGUGCAAGCUUGAUACGAACGGACGCAAGUCGUCUGCACUAAAUUAUAAUAGGAAUAGUCAGUAUUACAUCAUGCAAUAGACAUGAGCUGAAGAGAGGUUGUGAAGAGUAUCGUUAUAAAAGGUACCUAUUCAAAAUCUGGAUUAAACAGACUAACUCAUUUAAAGAAACAGAUUACUGCUGCAAUGUGCAUUUAAGCCAUCUUCAUUUAUUAAUUUGAAAUAUGGGAUCAGUGCCAAACUUCCACCUUCUUUGUAGUAGCUCAAAAUGAUGCAAUUGUUAGCAUGCUUGAAGACACAGCUAAGUAAUUGUUUAGUUAGUCUGCCAUUUUGUGAAUAUUUUGUUUUGAUAGUUAUAUGUAAAUCUUUUAUAAUAUAUUUGUUUACAAUAAAUAAAUGACAACAUUAUAAUAAAGAAAUUGUAUUUUCCAUUUAAACUGAUGAAAAAAAUAUAAAAAGAUAAUAUGCAAAAUUA